Patella vulgata (common limpet) is the source of this 1634-nucleotide messenger RNA. RefSeq names its product proton-coupled zinc antiporter SLC30A2. Gene Ontology annotation, molecular function: zinc ion transmembrane transporter activity. Gene Ontology annotation, biological process: response to zinc ion; zinc ion transmembrane transport. The transcript is spliced from 7 exons. NCBI's taxonomy places the organism in Eukaryota, Metazoa, Mollusca, Gastropoda, Patellidae. Gene Ontology annotation, cellular component: plasma membrane. Bases 437 to 1528 code for a protein of 363 amino acids. The record is from RefSeq and is a predicted model, not a curated record.
AUCAUACUAGUGAGUGGUAUUCAUUGCUUAAACAAUAAUCAUUAUAGCUUAGAUUAAGGUACCCCAUCUGUUGACCAUCAACGUUCAUGGCGACGUUCUUGUACAGUAGUUUCCUGAAUCAAUAUCAAACACUAUAUAUUUCAACAUGUAAAGCCUGCUGGGCUGAUAUGCUAUAGAGUGUUGCUCAGUCGGAUGUGGAUACCUCACUUUAAAACGUUUAGUUUGCAAGGACCGUGUGCCAUAAAAUUCAUUGAAAAUAUCUAGUUUUAUUGUUGAAGUUGAGAGCGUGUGCAUCGUGUUGUGUUGUUUCUCGGAUAUUUUACUGUAAACGUUAUGUGGCCGUGUGCAAGAAUUGCGUCGUAUGCACUGACCAAUUCUUCAGGACUUAUAUUACCAUAUCUGUAAUUUACCGGAUCCGCAUCAAACAAACAUCAAAAUGUCAUCAGAAGAAACUUUCCAUUGUCAUUCCAAAGAGAAGACUGGUAACAAAAAGGUGGCUAAAAGCAAACUUCUUAUUGUUUUAUGUCUGUGUCUGCUGUUUAUGGUUGUAGAAGCUAUAGGUGGUGUUUUAUCCAACAGUUUAGCGUUAUUUACCGAUGUCCUGCAUCUAGGAAGUGAUUUAAUUAGUUUUUUAAUUAGUUUAUUAGCCAUUUAUCUCUCACAAAAACCACCGUCAAGAACCAUGUCUUUUGGUUAUCACAGAGCUGAAGUGGUAGGAGCUUUAUUCAGUGUAUUAUUUAUAUGGAUGGUAUCAGGUAUUCUGUGUUAUAUUGCUACAUUAAGAAUCAUACAUGAAGACUAUAAAGAUGUGAAGGCAGAUGAAAUGUUGAUAACGGCUGGUCUCGGUGUUGUUUUUAACUUAAUAAUGGCGGGCGUUUUACACAUCAAUGUUAAACAUUCUCAUUUUGGUCAUAACCAUUCUCACAGUCCAGGUGAUAGUCAUUCUCAUACACCGUUCAAGGAAUAUUCUCAUGCAUCUUAUGGUACGAAUAAUGAAAGUGACGCGACAUAUGAGCCCAUGGAAGAAUCACCGCCUAGUACGGAAAACAUAAACGUGAGGGCUGCGUUUAUUCAUUGUGUGGGUGACAUCAUACAGAGUUUAGGAGUUUUUAUUGCGGCGUUAAUUAUAAAACUAACGACUGAACCAGAAUAUCGUCUUGCUGAUCCCAUUUGUACCUUUAUAUUUUCAAUAAUAGUCUUAUUUACAACAAUAAACAUCGCUAGAGAUGGUAUACGGGUAAUCUUAGAAGCUGUUCCCCACGGGAUUAGUUUUGAGAGUAUUAAAAGUGAAUUAGAGUCUAUAAGAGGAGUUAAAAUGGUCCAUAGUCUGUAUAUCUGGCCUCUGACCGUUGGGCGUAAUGCUGUAACAGUUCAUCUUGCCAAAGACUCAGAAUUUGAUAACCCCGACAUAAUGGAAACAGCCACCAGAAAAUUAAAAUCCGAAUUUAAUUUCUCGUAUAUAACCGUACAAGUGGAAAAUUAUAAUUUUGAAAUUAUGUCAAAAUGUACAGAUUGUAAAGAGAUAUGAUCAUAAAAAAUGUCUGUUUUGUAUAUUAUAAUCAUAUUAUUUUGUUGUUUGAAUCCAAAUUCUCAGACUGUUGAAAAAUGCCUCCAUUACAAGUGUGUACUGUGUA